AUGGGUACACCCAAGUCUCAUCGCAAGACUGCGGGCGUUGGUCUCCGGAUCCUCUUUGACAGCAUCGAGAAUGGCGGAGUCUUCGACAGAGUGGGUGCGUCCCGACCGGUGUUUUUUUUCGAAGUCGGUGUCUCCGCUUGGGAAGCGAGCGAACCAGCGACAGUCCUGAUGGUAGCAGCGUCCUCGUCCAAUCUGCUGUUGAUGUUGCGGGUUGCUGUCGUUGCUCCAAUGCCGCCACGCCAUUCAUGGAAGAUGAUAGCUCUUGCGUGA
Molecule: messenger RNA, 270 nt
Organism: Necator americanus (New World hookworm)
Lineage: Eukaryota; Metazoa; Nematoda; Chromadorea; Rhabditida; Ancylostomatidae
Exons: 1
Coding region: 1-270 (89 amino acids)
Source: RefSeq, a predicted model, not a curated record